Molecule: messenger RNA, 1658 nt
Organism: Macaca mulatta (Rhesus monkey)
Lineage: Eukaryota; Metazoa; Chordata; Mammalia; Primates; Cercopithecidae
Biological process (GO): regulation of transcription by RNA polymerase II
Cellular component (GO): transcription regulator complex; chromatin; PcG protein complex
Molecular function (GO): DNA-binding transcription factor activity, RNA polymerase II-specific; RNA polymerase II cis-regulatory region sequence-specific DNA binding
Source: RefSeq, a predicted model, not a curated record
UUAGGAAUUGUCCAAUCAGGCAUGCAGCGGGAGAGAACAGGACGCUUCCGUAAUUUUCCGGGUCGUUUGCGUUUCUCUGCGUCCAGAGCUCCAGUUCUUCUCCUUACUGCUCUGCUUCCUCCGCUCCUAGAGUCCAAGCCACUGUGGCCUUGUGUCCUGCAGGUAUUCGCAGAUUUAUGGCUAAAAGACCGGGACACCCUGGAAGCCGAGAAAUGGGACUGUUGACAUUCAGAGACAUAGCUAUAGAAUUCUCUCUGGAGGAAUGGCAAUGCCUGGAUCGUGCUCAGCGGAAUUUAUAUAGAGAUGUGAUGUUAGAGAACUACAGAAACUUGGUCUCCCUGGGUAUUGCUGUCUCUAAGCCAGACUUGAUCGCCUGUCUGGAGCAAAAUAAAGAGCCUCGGAAUAUAAAGAGAAAUGAGAUGGUAUCCAAACACCCAGUUACAUGUUCUCAUUUCACCCAAGACCUUCAGCCAGAGCUGGGCAUAAAAGAUUCACUUCAAAAAGUAAUACCGAGAAUAUAUGGAAAAUGUGAACAUGAGAAUUUACAAGUAAAAAAAUGUAAAACCAUGGGUGAGUGUGAGGUGCAAGAAGGAGGUUAUAAUGAAGUUAACCAAUGUUUGUCAACUACCCAAAACAAAAUAUUUCAGACUCAUAAAUGUGUCAAAGUCUUCAGUAAAUUUUCAAAUUCCAAUAGACAUAAGACAAGACAUAGUGGAAAGAAACAUUUGAAAUGUAAAAAAUAUGUCAAAUCAUUUUGUAUGGUUUCACACCUAAAUCAACAUCAGAUAAUUCAUACUAUGGAGAAGUCCUACAAAUGUGAAGAAUGUGGCAAACCCUUUACCUGCUCAUCAACCCUUACUAAACAUAAAAGAAUUCAUACUGGAGAGAAACCCUACAGAUGUGAGGAAUGUGGCAAAGCUUUUACCUGGUCCUCAACCCUUACUAAACAUAAGAGAAUUCAUACUGGAGAGAAACCCUACACAUGUGAAGAAUGUGGCAAAGCCUUUAGCCGCUCCUCAACACUUACGAACCACAAGAGAAUUCAUACUGGAGAGAAACCUUACACAUGUGAAGAAUGUGGCAAAGCCUUUAGCUUAUCCUCAUCGCUCACUUACCACAAGAGAAUUCAUACUGGAGAGAAACCCUACACGUGUGAAGAAUGUGGCAAAGCCUUUAACUGCCUCUCAACCCUUAAGAAACAUAAGAUAAUUCAUACCGGAGAGAAACUCUACAAAUGUAAAGAAUGUGGGAAAGCCUUUGCCUUCUCCUCAACUCUUAAUGCUCAUAAGAGGAUUCAUACUGGAGAGAAACCCUACAAAUGUGAAGAAUGUGACAAAGCUUUUAAGUGGUCCUCAAGUCUUGCUAAUCAUAAGAGUAUGCAUACUGGAGAGAAACCCUACAAAUGUGAGUAACGUGAUAAAGUCCAGCCCUCAGGCCUUAUAAUACAUAAAAUAACUAAAAAAAAUCACUACAAGUGUGGAGAAUGUGGCCAAGCCUUUAACCAGUUCCAAGCCUUUAUUGUACAUAAGAUAAUUCAUAUUGAACAAAAGUCUUAUAAAUGUAAAAAAGUAAUAAAGCCUUUAACCAGCCCUCAAACCUUAAGGAACCCAAGAGAAUUUAUUUAAACAAAAUUUUUUUGAGAUGAAGUCUCACUUUGU